Messenger RNA from Caenorhabditis angaria, 596 nucleotides. The record is from the annotation of a GenBank genome assembly. Lineage: Eukaryota; Metazoa; Nematoda; Chromadorea; Rhabditida; Rhabditidae.
AUGUAUUCUACUUUCAUAAUAUUCCUAGCAAUUCUCAUCAAGUGUUCCCUUCAACAAUCACAAAUCCUACAAUAUUUUAUCUCAAUCCCGGUGCCGACAGACAAUAUAACUGUAACAAUCCAAGACUUCGAACUUUUGGAUAAAAAUCUCCAACCAAUUCGAGAUUUGCCACUUGUAGGCUCACCAACAACUGCUCUCUUAGGACAGUUUCAUGUUAAUGCAACUAGCGUUGAUGAGAUAUAUUUGUUUAAAGUUUUGGUGAAGCCGCAAGGAUUCAAUGGUUUGUUAAAUAUUCAGAGAGUUAUAUGUUUUUUUUUCAUAGAAUAUAUCACUUUCACUCGACAUCCUGGAAAAGAAGAUUCUAUCGAACAAGACUAUAUACAUUUUUUAAUUUCUAUUAAAACUCAAAAUACCACUGAUUUCAAUGAAGCUGGGAAAUUUAAGGAAAUGAAAGGUUAGACAAUAAAAAUUGUUGAAAAAGUAUAAUUUUGAAAAUUUCAGAAUUAUCGUUGAAUGGAAAUCGAGAAGAAAAAUCAGUCAAAUUGAUGUGCAAAUUUAAAAUCAGAAGUUUUAUGUGCAAAGACGUCGAAAAUUAA